ACUUAUGAUAUUGAUUAUGUGUGUGAAAAAAGUUUUAAACCAAGCAUUUUGGAUGGAGAGAUUACAGGUUUCAAUGAUGUAGGUGGCCAGAAUAUGAACUAGGUACACACAAAAAUGGGUCUGAAUUAAUGUUAGUGGAUUACCAAAACGGUUCCACAAAUGCUCCUCUAUAUUGAGUAUUGCUGAAUACUGUAAAAGCAUGUACCACAGAAAGCAGGGAUGAUGAUCUGUUCACCAUUAAUAAAUGCAUAAACUUUGGAACAGUUUAUAUAGCAUCAGCCGCUUCACAUAAAAUUGAGACACAUUUCACCAGAAGUCCUCUACCUCUGCUCUAAUUUUUCAACUGAGGCAAAAUGGUCUCAGCUUCUUCUCCCCCUUCCAAGGAAAUGGAAGCUAAAUCAGAUCAGAAAUGGGUGGAGAAUGGUCCCUCUCGCAAUGCCAAAUGGUGGUACUCAACUUUUCACACUGUGACAGCCAUGAUUGGUGCUGGUGUUCUCAGUCUGCCCUAUGCCAUGGCAUAUCUAGGAUGGGUACCAGGGACCUUGAUUCUGUUUCUAACUUGGUGCCUGACCUUAAACUCAAUGUGGCAAAUGAUCCAACUCCAUGAGUGUGUCCCUGGAACCCGGUUUGAUCGUUACAUUGAUCUUGGUAGACAUGCUUUUGGACCGAAGUUAGGACCAUGGAUUGUGCUGCCCCAGCAACUGAUUGUGCAAGUUGGGUGUAAUAUUGUUUAUAUGGUCACCGGAGGGAAGUGCCUGAAGAAGUUCAUGGAGAUUGCUUGCACCAAUUGUACUCAACUCAAGCAAUCUUGGUGGAUUGUCAUUUUUGGUGGCAUCCAUUUCCUCUUGUCUCAGCUUCCCAAUUUCAACUCCGUUGCAGGAGUUUCUUUAGCAGCUGCAGUGAUGUCACUGAGUUAUUCAACUAUAUCUUGGGUGGCAUGUUUGGCUAGAGGCCGUGUUGACAAUGUUAGCUAUGCAUACAAACAAACCAGUUCUACGGACUUAAUGUUCAGAAUCUUCAAUGCACUUGGUCAAAUUUCAUUUGCAUUUGCUGGCCAUGCAGUGACCCUUGAAAUUCAGGCCACAAUUCCAUCAACUCCUGAGAAGCCCUCAAAGAUACCAAUGUGGAGAGGUGCUAUAGGUGCAUAUUUCAUCAAUGCUAUAUGCUAUUUCCCACUGGCACUGGUAGGAUAUUGGACCUUUGGAAGAGAUGUUGAGGACAAUGUGCUUAUGGAAUUUGAAAAACCUGCGUGGCUCAUAGCCUCAGCUAACUUGAUGGUAUUCAUUCAUGUUGUUGGUAGCUACCAGGUUUAUGCUAUGCCUGUUUUUGACUUGAUCGAGAGGUCGAUGGUCAAAAGAUUGAACUUCCCUCCUGGAUUAUCUCUUAGACUUGUAGCUAGAUCAGCUUUUGUUGCUUUUACAUUAUUUGUUGGGGUGACAUUCCCUUUCUUUGGUGAUCUUCUUGGGUUCUUUGGUGGCUUUGGUUUUGCUCCUACUUCAUACUUUCUUCCUAGUGUGAUGUGGCUGAUCAUCAAGAAGCCAAAGAGAUUCAGCAUCAACUGGUUCAUCAACUGGGGUUCAAUAUAUGUUGGAGUGUGCAUUAUGUUGGUAUCUACUAUUGGUGGCUUAAGGAAUAUUGUUGCUGACUCUUCUACUUAUAAGUUUUACACCUAAAAAUCUAGUUUAUGUUAUUGAAAAAAUAUGUAAGCAUAAGCAAUUAAUCUAGUUUAUUAAACUGAAGUUGGGGAUUUUCUAAUUUGUGGUGUCUGUCCUCCUUCAAGCAGCAA
Vigna radiata var. radiata (mung bean) is the source of this 1786-nucleotide messenger RNA. RefSeq names its product lysine histidine transporter-like 6. The transcript has 8 exons. The coding region runs from base 354 to 1673 and encodes 439 amino acids. Lineage: Eukaryota; Viridiplantae; Streptophyta; Magnoliopsida; Fabales; Fabaceae. The record is from RefSeq and is a predicted model, not a curated record. Gene Ontology annotation, cellular component: plasma membrane.